CAUUCGUGUUGGUUCACGAACGCAGGCAUGUUACUAUAGAAAGUCGGCGCGCAACACGAAUGGAAGCGGGGGGAAGAUUGCAUUGUGGCCCAUAGGAAAUGAAUGAAGGGAAAGGCGUGGAUUCUGCAAUCUCCUGCCAUCCUCUUCAACGGCGUAACCAGGUGCAGAAGCACAAGGAGCCAGAUGGCCAUGCUAGGCAGCACUACUCCUCGCGCCUUCUCGGCUUCCUCAUCUCCCGCCAACGAUCAGGGCCAAUCCUACAUCACGCUCAGCCGCCGAGUUACCUGCAAGAAGGAGAUUAAGCGCAGCAAGUUCAUCGGGUUCGCUGCUCCCAUCGUCGACGAAGAAUCCGCCUUCUCCUUUCUCUCUGAGGUUCGUGAUCCUCGUGCAACUCACAACUGCUGGGCCUACAAGGAUAAACUUUUCCUUUGGAAGUUGUGCAGGGUGCUUGGGAUGAAAAAGCUUGGAGAUCAAUACCGGAGUAAUGAUGAUGGAGAACCAGGAGGUACUGCUGGUAGACCAAUAUAUUCUGCCAUUGUUUCCUCCGGAAUUGAUAGAGUGAUGGUGGUUGUAACAAGAUACUUUGGAGGAAUAGAAUUAGGAACUGGAGGCUUGGUCAGGGCGUAUGGAGGAGUUGCUGCAGACUGCCUGAGAGAUGCUCCUACUUCCCUUGUCAAAGCAAAGGUUUCAGUUGGUCUGGAAGUGCCGUUUGACCUUUUGGGAACUGUAUACCAUUUGCUUCAGAAAUUCCAAGUUGAGGAUAUUCAGCAAGAUUAUGAGACUGGUAAAGAAGGGAUUACAUUGGUUAUGUUCAAACUGGAUUACGACAGAGUUGAAGCAUUAGACAGCAAAAUCAAGGACAGUUUCAGUGGGCAAGUUGGGAUUUUGCUCCAGUAAGCCAGAGGCCAUUCUAGUCAUACAGCAACAGCUUUAAAUUUUCAAAGACGUCUGUCCAUAUGGCUUGAUUUGUGAGCAAUUCUUCUCAUUUUGUAAAAUGUUUAGUCCAACAAGUGAUAUGAAGCUUCAUAUUCGUUC
This is a messenger RNA of Nymphaea colorata (pocket water lily), 1035 nucleotides long. RefSeq lists its product as uncharacterized. Gene Ontology annotation, cellular component: cytoplasm. Gene Ontology annotation, biological process: regulation of translational initiation. The record is from RefSeq and is a predicted model, not a curated record. The transcript has 7 exons. NCBI's taxonomy places the organism in Eukaryota, Viridiplantae, Streptophyta, Magnoliopsida, Nymphaeales, Nymphaeaceae. The coding region runs from base 103 to 897 and encodes 264 amino acids.